CUUGCUUGCUCCAGGGGUCAGUCACCACAGCAUGAGCAGAACUUGAUAAUCCACUGUUGAACAACAUCACACCAGAAGUGAUUGCUCAACAUGUCGGGAGGAGCGCAGCAACAAGGAGUGAGCCUCGACCAGCUGAGCGCCCAACAGCUCACGGCCGUCAAGAAGCAGCUGGACGAGGAGGUCGAGCACCUUACCACAUCGUUUGCACAACUCCAGGCUGCACAGAUCAAGUUCAAGGACUGCUUGCGUUGUGUGAAGACCCAGGGCAGCACCCAAGACAAGAAAGAGAUUCUGGUGCCCCUGACGAACUCUUUGUACGUCAAGGGCAGUAUCUCAACCCCUGACCGAGUACUGGUGGAUAUAGGCACAGGGUUCUAUGUAGAAAAGGAUGUGAAGAGUGCUUCCGAGUUUUACGAGGGCAAGAUCAAGGAUCUCUCUGGCAACAUCACAGACUUGGAGUCCAUCAUUCAGAACAAAUCAAGUUCAUUGAGGGCUGUCGAGGAAGUCCUCAAGCAAAAGAUUCUUGCACAACCACAGCAGCCUUCGUCAUAAGGCUCACAACCACAGGUCGUGGACCAAGGCAACAACUAAAGUCUUGUAGUGCCCCUAUCAUUUUGGGCUGCCUGAAUCCCCACACCCUAACCUUAUUCUUUUCUUCCCCAGGGAAGACGCAAGAGCUUCAUCAGAGCAGUGAGCUGUAGAUGGAGCCGUUAGUACCAGUGAAAAAAGAAAUGUGAAGCUGAGUAGACUCACCCUAUGCUUUGGUCGAGUUUUCAGGGCCUGGAACUGGCUCAGACCAGUCCUUGUCCUGAUUCAUUGGCCAAAUCUGUGAAAUCAUGUAGGCGCUGGAUUUGCUGCAAGAAGUGUUCGAUUCCGGUGUUGUAUUCUUCACUGUCAAACAGUUCAGGGAAUCCAUUGACGAAAUCUGCCUGUCGUUCUUUUCCCGGCUUGUUCAUGCCUCGCAUCUUGUGGUCCCAGUCGUGUCCAUAGAUCGAAACUCCGCACGAUUUGAUCGGAUGAGGGACCGCGGCAGUAUUCAGAGCCUUCCAAGGGUAGACAGGUUUGGAUGUCUCGAGUAAAGCAC
Molecule: messenger RNA, 1084 nt
Organism: Diaporthe batatas
Lineage: Eukaryota; Fungi; Ascomycota; Sordariomycetes; Diaporthales; Diaporthaceae
Exons: 5
Coding region: 91-552 (153 amino acids)
Biological process (GO): protein folding; regulation of DNA-templated transcription
Cellular component (GO): prefoldin complex; cytoplasm
Source: RefSeq, a predicted model, not a curated record